This is a messenger RNA of Monomorium pharaonis (pharaoh ant), 8054 nucleotides long. It is a transcript of the gene Jra, whose product is annotated as transcription factor AP-1. The coding region runs from base 858 to 1688 and encodes 276 amino acids. Gene Ontology annotation, cellular component: transcription regulator complex. Gene Ontology annotation, biological process: regulation of cell cycle; regulation of transcription by RNA polymerase II; regulation of cell population proliferation. NCBI's taxonomy places the organism in Eukaryota, Metazoa, Arthropoda, Insecta, Hymenoptera, Formicidae. The record is from RefSeq and is a predicted model, not a curated record. The transcript has a single exon. Gene Ontology annotation, molecular function: transcription factor binding; RNA polymerase II cis-regulatory region sequence-specific DNA binding; DNA-binding transcription factor activity, RNA polymerase II-specific.
ACGUUUAGUUGGGUGUUCACAAGUUGUCGGGCCGCCGUGGCGCACAGGGCGAUUCGCGUUCGCAAACGCACACGUCGCCGCGAACCCGUCGUCACGCUGCGUUCCGUUCCGUGGAGCACGGAAAGACGACGGCACACGCGCAUCACGUCGCGUCGUCGUGAGUCAUUGUUGUGUUGACAGUCAGUUGAAGCAGACGGCCAGGCAGGCAGGCAAGGAAGCCAGGCAGGCGGAGCACGAGCAGGUUGCCGCUCCUCUACCUUGAGACCGGUUGUGCCUUCUUUCGCAUCGGCGUAGUAACGCCGGACGUGCGUCAAACGUUUCCGUCGCCGUCUUCUGCGCCGAUUUCGGUUCGGUUUACAUUUGCUCGUUAUUGGUGCCGCGCCGGUGGUUGGUGCCGCGACAGUAUAACGCCGGAGUGACGUGAGACGGAGGUGCGGCGUGGAGUAAAAGGGAGAGGGCGGUCGUGAAGGACCGCGCGGGUGAAUUUUUCUUUUUUUUUUUUGCGUACAGUCGCGGUGCGCGGCUGUUAUGUAAUCGCCGCGGCGCGAAGCAAAGUGUUUGCGCGUUGACGUAGGCGGGCGAAGGAGAGAGAGAGGGGGGGAGAAAGAAAGAGAAAGAAAACGAAGAACGUCGCGGAGCAGCACACAUCGUUGACGUGUUGAAAUUCCGGGGGGCAAGGAGAACCGAAGAAGAGAGCCCGUCGUUCUCUUCUCGAGUGCUCGCACCGUCCGAGAGGGGAACGAACGUCACUUUCGAGCCGUUUGGUGGCGAGAGAGUGCCCAGAAGGAGGAGCCGAGGGUGAAAACCUCGGCCCUAUUCCCAUAAUCGAGGCGAGGUCAAUCGGUCCGGCGGCAUCGAUGGUGCGCAGCCUGACGAUGGAGCAGACGUUCUACGAGGACGCGAGCGUCUACAACACGAUGAACGGCCGCGACAACACCGUGGUCCAGCUCAAACGGAACCUGACGCUCGACUUGAACGGCUGCCAGAGGCAGGGCCCACAGGCGAAGAGGCCGCGGCUCGGUCCCCUGCCGCCGGCCCUGAACAACGUCACGCCGAUCCUCAGCUCACCGGAGCUCAACAUGCUCAAGCUUAACUCGCCGGAGCUCGAGAAGCUGAUCAUGACGCAACCGGACGGCCUGGUAACCAGCCUGUCCACCCCGACCACCCAGAUACUGUUCCCGAAGGCGGUCACCGAGGCCCAGGAGCUGUACGCGCGCGGCUUCGUCGACGCGCUCAAUGAGCUCCAUCACUCCGAUAGCUCGCAGGAGCCCGGCAGCAUGCACGGCGCCACGUACACGACCCUGGAGCCGCCCGGUAGCGUGCAGAGCACAGAGUCUACGAUGAGCAGCAACCCCGGGACGAACCUGAUACACAUCAAGGACGAGCCGCAAACGGUGCCGAGCGUGUCGAGCACGCCGCCGAUGUCGCCGAUCGACAUGGAGAACCAGGAGAAGAUCAAGCUGGAGAGGAAGCGGCAGAGGAACCGCGUGGCCGCGUCCAAGUGCCGGCGGCGCAAGCUCGAGCGGAUCUCCAGGCUCGAGGAGAAAGUCAAGAUGCUCAAGGGCGAGAACACCGAGCUGAGCGGCAUCGUGCACAAGCUCAAGGAGCACGUGUGCCGGCUCAAGGAGCAGGUCAUGGACCACGUGCACGCCGGUUGUCAGAUCAUGACCGUCAGCAACCAGUUUUGAAGUCGCCCCCUGAAGUCCGCCUCCCUCCCGAGGGUGGUGACGGACCUGCCGCCCUUUCUCGGCCCUUUUUCCCACCCCUCGUGGGUGAUUCGCUGUUGCCAUCAUCGUGCCUCAUCGUCUUCUUCUUCUUCUUGCUUUCCUUCGCGAAGACAAUUGUUUUGUCGCGAGAGAAUCGAGAGGCCGAAACCUCUUUUGGCCGAGUAAACACGGAUCCAUCGUCGUUCGGGAACGUUCCUUGUUAUCUCGGACCUCAACAAACUCCGGAGGAGGAAUUCCUUGUUUUUCUACAACCGACGGCGGCGAAAGAGAAAGAGAGGAAAAUAGGAAGCAAAGUUCUUCUCCAUCUUCUUCAAAAUCGUCAACGAGUUCGGGAUAGAAGGGAGGGAGUGUAUCUUGGAGAAGGAUGAUAAUGUCACGCCAUCCCGAGGAAGGCUUCUCGCGAAAGGGAGAAAGAGAGAGAGAGGAGAUUCAUCGUUGUCUUUCUCGAUUUUUCUGUGACCGAUCGGAGGAAGGAACCACACCGCGACGGCAAGAACAGUAAGCAGCAGGCGGAGCAGCAGCAGCAGCAGCAGCAGCAGCAGCAGGAGGAGGAGGAAGAGGAGGAGAAGGUGACGGUAGAGGAGGAGGAAGGAGUGCCUUCGUACAGCGUGAAACGUAAAGGAUGCUUUUGGGAGAGUGGCGGGCGUGCGCGCGUGCGUGUUGCGCGCAUGCGAGAGACUUUACACGCUCGGGCGACGGGCAAAUGCGUGUGUCGUAUGUAUGAGAGAGAGCGAGAAAGAGAGAGAGAGAAAGAAAAAGAAUGCGUGUGACAAGGAGAAAGAGUAUAUAUAUAUAUAUAUAUAUGUGUGUGUGUGUGUGUAUAUGCAUGCGUGAAAGAGAGAAAGAGGGAGAUCGCGCGAAGUAGCACGAGGAAGAGGUGGGGGAAUAUCGCGGCGGCCAUUUUGGAGAACGCGAGAGAGUCGGCGGGAGAUUCGAAGCUAUUGGAAGGCUCUUCUCAUUCCUCCACCGUUCCUUCCUCUCGCUAUCCGUUUGUUAUAAGUGAUUGACCGUCGUUCGUCACGACGACGGUUUUCCCAAUCCUCGAAGUCCGUGUCCGACGGAACGGACGGGAAAGAUCUCUCGAUCGAUCCUUUCGCGAAUCUUUUCCACGUUUGACGAUCUUGCCACGUUGUAGAUCGUAGAAAGCAAAGGGCUCCUUCUUUCUUUCUCGGCGGUGAAAACGAUAGCGCUGAUUUUCUUCUUUACCCGCGCGGACUCGCGUGCUCGGUUUCGCGCUUGUGCGUAUUUCUUCGAUGAUACGUGAUAUUCAUUCGCUAUGCGCAAGUAACGUUAAGUCAAGUGUCGAAAAAAUUGUUCUCUUGACACAGAUGCACCCUUGGAGGUGGUCGAUUUUUUUAUUGCGCUCCGCGAUUCUCGAACGGAAUUAAACGCCCCUCUUACCAAAGUGGUGAUGAUCGGUUACGUUCGAGGACCGACGAUUGUUUACCGUCUAUAGUCUUGCGGAUCAAUCAAAACGGGAGAUUCUCAUCUUCCCGGCACGAACCGCACCGACCGACUAACAAUUGUGAUAAGCGCAAUCAAACCCGGGAGAUCACAUUUGCCUUUUACCGAAUGCACUUUUCGCGAGAGAGAGAGACUCGAGCAUUCCGCUAGUUUUGGAAACUUCUACACACUUUGGUGCAUACGAGAUAUUGAUGACAAAUUAAUUAAUUCUAAGGAUUAAUACAUUACGGUGCUGUACUGUAGCCGCGCAGAAACGUGCAUUAGGGCAGUCCGUUGUAAUGACGCGUGUUUUAACGUACCGAAUGAUAGAAUCGAUCGACGACUUGAUUGAAGCGUCGAAACGAGCUUCAUUUUUUUUUUAAGUAGCGUACGUAGUCUCGCGUAACUUUUUUUUAAAUUAAAAAUCUAUAUCUAUUUUUAAAUUUUUGCAAUAUACUUGUCUGUAUCGCGAAGAGAAUCGAAUCUUUGAACGAUAAAUUAAAGUAUUUUUCUAAUUGUGAUUGAUGAGAUGAAAAUUUAUACAUAUAUGUAAAUACAAAGAGAGGCGUAACCCUUUUGCGCCAAGUAUAUAUGUAAAUUUUUUUAAUUGUUAAAAUUGUAAAAAUAUGUACAAAUUGUUUUUGGUAUCUUCCAUAUACGUACUUUGGUUGAAAGAUCAUUUGAAUAAAGAGAUGUAAUAUUUAUAUUACAUUAACAAAGAAUAUCUAUUGGCAAAAGACGCGUUACAAUCGUAUGCCUCGCCCCAUGCGAUUAACAUUGUUCGAUAUUUCUCUUCUAAGAUCAUCGAUAUUUAUCUCCGACGUGCCUCGACGUCGUUUCGCCUGCAACGCGUUGAUCUGACAGUGUACUGAAGAAAAAGUUUGGUAAUGAUAAUUAAGCUUUCGGGGUGAAAUAAUUUCAAUUAAAUGUUCAUCAAUAUAACCAGAUAUUUAGACAACACUAGACAAUACAGACGCGCGCUUCGCGCGCGCGUUAAUUAACUUUUUAUUUUUUACUUUUUAAAAAUAAAUUGCAAUGACAAUUGUAUAGAUAACCAUCUAUACAAAUUUGACAGCUGUCAAAAUUCAAUUGCAAUGAUAGUUACUCUCGCAACACGAAAUAAGUGCAGCAAGAGAACCAAUCAGCAUUGCGAAAAACUGUCAACAAUAAAAUCGCUUACACGGCUUUUUUUUACAAGAGAGAGACAGGCUUUAAUAAUAAAUAUAAUAAGAUAGUAAUCGAUCGGUUACUAAACAUUUGGUUAUGUUAAUAUUGGACAUUUCACUGAAACUAUUUCAAAAUUUAAUAACCAACAUCCUGAUUCCUGUAUGCGUCUGAUUAUUAUUAUCAAACUUUUUUUUUCAGUCUACCAAAGUAGCCUCUUUUCAACCACCGCUUUUGAAGAAGAAUUGUAGCGCUAUUAAGGCUGUAUAAAUAGUAGAGUAUAAUGUUCGGGAGCAGUCUUGCGUGUUGAACCUGUCGAAUAGUCGUCAUCCACUGCAGAAGGGGCCGGGGAGAAGAACGGACGCGAUGUACGCGCUUUCUAGCGAGAGGGAUCUCCCUGCAUAAUCGCCCGACGCGUGCCGAUUAAUUCGGGGAUUACGCCUGAUUACCGACGAUUACGGGGAGCCGAGGUAGUUCACGCGUGAUUAUUACGUGAUCGAUCGGAUCGCGCUUGUCGUCGUUGCGCAGGAUUUUCGAGAAAUUGACGCCAACUAGUCUGCCUCUCGUCCAACCGCGAAUCACGCCUCUCACGGAAGAUGAUUCACCGCGUUAAAGUUCCCAAUCGCUGAAUACCGCAAAACGCACGGGAUGAAUUUUCUGUGAGUUAAAAAAAAAACGGCGGACGCCGUACUUAAAAAGAAAAAAAAAAGGGAAAAAGAAGUUGUUCGCGCACUCGGAGAUCGAUAUACCGCGUCUGUUCGCGCGAUACUCCACAGGGAAAAGAAUCCCGAAAUUUUUCCCUUAGCUCUUAAGCCGGAGACGGUCAGCGAGCCACGGUUCUCCACUUGGUUCUUCUGCGCGCGCCUCGCGGCGCGUAGAACUCCAUUUCGUCAUAUGUGCAUCUAGUCUUGUCCACAGUAUGUCCUUGUAACUUGCGCGCGACGCGUAUUAUGCGUGUGCCGCAUACCGCGCACAUACACACACACAUAUACACACACAUCUAUACACAUGUACAUAUGCAACACUCACGCAUGAACACACACACACGCACACACACAGACACAUACACGGAGAUACGGGACGCACGUACGCACAAUAGCACGGUGGUCAUCGCGAUCGCGUUAAACCACGUGUCGCAAGCGGCACGGCGUCGGCAGGCGUCGCGACGUCAUCAGUCAUCCGCGAUAACUCCGGUAUUCACUGUUGUAAUCAGAAAAAAUAAAACGAACGAAGGUUUACACGCAACUACUCCGUAAUAUGCUUUUAUGUUAUAUCAGUGUUGUGAUUUUUAAUUUUAAUAUUAACAAAAUCAUUAGCCGAAUCAAUUUGUCAAUCUUAGUACUUGUAUUUCGUUCUGAUUGUCACUCAUGGGCGGCCACAUAAUAUACGGCAAAAAAAUUUGCAACGAAAAUUUAAAAAAUUCUUUUUAAGAAAGUGUCUUAUUGAAAAUUUUUUGUAGUAAAGACAGUAUAAAGAUUUUAUUUUAUUUAUCUUAAACAUCGUAAAUGAUGAAUUGAAUUUUCGGUAUAUGAAGGUGCGGUAUAUAUCGAAGUUACCCUAUAUAUUAAAUUCACGCCAUACAUUGAAACGGCAGAUGCAUGUUGUUGGAACACACCCCUCGUUUCUCUUACGACACAAUACAUUCACUAUCCGUACACGGAGAAAGCUUUAUGGUAAAAAUUAUUAUGUGAAAUAAUAAGCGCGAACCAAAGGAAGAAAUUAUAAAAAUUUUUACUAUAUUUUUUUCAUCAAAUCACCAUAGUAUUUACACUAUUUAUGGUAUAAUUCUCUGAAAUUUUUUCUUAUGGUCCGUAAGUACUAUCGUACAUAGUAAUUUUUAUUAUAAAAUUUUCUCCGUGUACGAUACACAUUUUGAUACGAAGUAUUCACGCGUGGGCUUAACCCGAGGACGCUUACCGCACGCAAGUUAUCGUUAUCGCGACGAUAUUGGUAUGUUUCCUCCCAUUUCUUCACGAAGACCCGGGAAUUGUCCCGUAUGGGCACACGCCCAGCUCGAUCUUUCCGUUCGAUUAUUCGUAAAGUUAUCGGUGCUUUAGAUGUGUAGGCGAUGUUGAUUAGACGAGUUUUUGAGUAAAAGAUUGCCAUACUGCACUGAGGAAAAAAAAUUGUUAAUUUGAUUAAAUUUCUUCGCAGUUCAAAUGUUUUAACUAUAAAUGCACAAUAAAAAAUUUAGUAUUAAUAUCACGUACAUUUUAUUCAUUCGUCAUUAGAAUUUAUGUUCUAAGCUACAAUAUUUUUAUAUUAUUGUCCAUUCAUUCGUAAGUUAUGCUAUUUUGUUAGCACUAACAUAUGUCGUAUAUUAAUUCAACACAAAAAUGCUUAACAAGAACCGAUUUUAACACAAAUAUAAUAUAUUUUUUAUUGUGUACUUGAGCGAAAAUUGAAGUUAAAUAUAUAAAUACUUGAACUGCGUGAGGAAAUUUGAUCGAAUAGAAACAAAUGCAUUCAAGUUACAACUCUUUUCCCCCCAGUGUAAUCCAUUCUUGUUGCAUCCUCUCCGAGAGAAUUCGGAUAUAAUCGAAUGAAAAGAUGAGAGUCAGGGACAUCUUGCUGGGAAGGGAGGGGGGAAGGGGAAGCGAGCAAUAACAAAGCAAUCUUACCUCCAUUUUGCGCAUUAUCUAAUACGAGAUGGAUCGCGCGCGCGCGUGAUCGCGAAGAAAAAUAUGAUUUACGAGCGGACGGGGAAAAAAUUGCGAUUAUCGCGCGGUUGCGCAAUCCCUUGCGAAUAAUGUCCUCGGCUCCGAGAACCUCGGUCCGAGAAUUUCCACGUCUCUCGUCGGCGUGGUCAGAGCGGCGGCCGAAAAGUUUCUUUCACAAAGACGACUAUCGUGAUAAGAAGAUUACAUUUGAGGAGGACGAGUGAUUUCUUACGCUUUGUACGGUGUGUUCUAUUUUUAGAUACAACAAGAAAUUGUCUCGAUUAUUUGGAGCGAGGAAUUUUUCAGCUCGUCGGGACUCCUCAGGAAGCUUCUGUCGGCCGCGACGAAAUCCGCGCGCGAAUUUUUCUUCUUUCUUCUUCUUCUUCGUCGCGGACGUUGUUGCGUAACGCCGCCGUCGUGGCGCGAAAUCUAACGGGUGUGUCCGGCGCGAGUGGCGGACCACACCUAUGUCGGUGUAUCCGCGACUCGUAUCGCCUCGACACGCCGCUGGAGGGAAAUGUGCGUCUCACCGAGAACGCUUCUUCACCGGGCGAUAUUUUUAGACGGACGAAAAGCCCAUUUUUUCCUGUGCGAUCUUUUUCUCUUUCGACGCGACAGUUCGGAGCCUCAAUCAAACUAAUUAGGCGCGCUGAAGCUAAUUAACCGAUACCUACGACCCUCUUAGCGAUCGAUCUUUUUACACUUUUACGACUUACGCACAUAAUUGUCGAGAGUCGAGAAGGAGGAGGACGCCGAAAGUGCCCGCGCCAGCUUCGCGCGCUUACUUGACUUCUACGACUGUCCGUUUGGCCUCGUUCUCCCUCUCUCUAUCUCUCUCUACACUUUCUUUUUUAACAUUGACACGGAGAAUGUUAAGAUAUAUUUAUUUCUUAAGAUUAACUCCCUCCGAUACUCGCAACGGUCGUUACGAUAAUCUGAAUUUCGCAGGAGGGAAAAACGAUAGAUUAAGAGAACAAACGGAAAGAUUUCAUGCACAAAACAAAUUUCAUGCUCAUUAUAACGUACAUUAAGCAGCGGUGGGAAUAUUUAUGAAAAAAAA